AUGAGGCAAAAAGGAGAGGAAUUGAGAAGUCCGCACCGAUUUAGCCAACAUUUACAAUUCUUUUUACAAGAGCAAAAACAACUUGGAGUGGGAUUUGCCGGAAUUUUUGAAAGAAAUGGAGAUGAAAAAAAAGUAGUUGGUAAUGGUGGAAAUUUGGAAUUAAAACCAGAAACCAAAGUUUAUUAUACUUCGUCGGGUGCGGAAGUAAAAAAUGAAGUUAAACAAAUUAAGCCGCUAAUCGAGCAGAUAGUAGGAGAAAAAGCAGCCAAAAAUAUUCAAAUAAUUGAGGGUCCAAAACAAACAAAUGGUUAUGAUUGUGGGGUUUAUCUGAUAAAAUACAUUGAGGAAUUGUUAAGAGUUGGCAGAUUAGAAUUAAAUAAAGUAGGUAAUUUUGCAGGCAAAGGAAUUACUAAUCAAGAUUCAGAUAAAUGGUGUAAAUGGGAUGCAAUUUCAGAGGGAGGUAUUAAAGGCGACGACCAAGCGGAAAGUGAAAAAGUUGACAGCCAAAAACGGGAGACCGAACAAAUAUCCACCGAUGCCGAGUGUAGCAAAACACAGUUAGUUUCUCCAACGAAAGAAAUAACCCCAACAGAAACUCAAAACGAAAAUGCUCUGACUGACGCCCAAAAAACUAUUGAGGAAUUAAAACGAGAUAAGGAAAAUAUUGAUACAGAAUUAGUAAAUGUUAAGCAGCAAUUACAAGAAGCCAACGAAAAAAUUAAGGCAAAAGAAAAUGAAUUAGAGGUAGUUAAUGAGGAUUUGAAAAGCGAGCAAUUAAAUACCGAGGAUAAAAAUAACGAAAUAGAGAGAUUAAACGGCCAAAUAACCGAAUUAAAUGCUAAAAUUACCGAAAAUAGUUUGGUAAUAGCCAAUUCAGUAAGCCAAGAGGAUUAUAACAAAGUAGUAGCAGAAAGGGACCGACGCCCGAACAUUAGCCAAGCCGAAUAUGAUAAAGUGAUAGCGGAAAGAGACGAAUAUAGCAAACGACCAACUCAGCAACAAUUAGAUAAGGCGGCGAAAAAUAUUGUAAAAGCGGGUGAAGUAAACGAAGCGGUCAGUGAUGCCCGCCGGCAAGAGACAGACAAAUACAAAGACCACAUCGACCCCAAUAAUUUUGCCGAAGUAGCCCGUCAAAAAGGAUAUAAAAGCAAGGACGAGGUGGACGCAGAAGUAGCCAACAAAGCAAAAGAGUAUGAAAAUUAUAUUCACCCUGAUAAUUUAGAGGAGGAAGCCAAAAAAGCCGGCUGGAAGUAUACGCAAAAAGAUUUAGAUGAGGCGGUAAAUGACGAAAAAGCCAAAUAUAAUGCCAAGGAUAAAGGUAUGGUGUCGGCGGAGGAUUACAAAAAGGCAGUAGAGGAACGAAAAAAUAUGCACACCGAAUUGACCGCUGAAAGGAACAGCCACGAGGAAACCAAAAAGCAAUUAGCCAAUGCCAACAAAAGAAAUAAUGAGUUGAAUUUGGAAAAUUUCAAUUUAGGACUUAAAAUAGCCGAAGUUGAUCGAAUUAAAGAGCAAAGUAAUCACGCCAAAACCCAAGAAACCUUAAAAACAGCCCAAGAGAGUUUAAACACUGCCAACCGGCAAGUAAACACCUUAACCGCGGAAAAGAAUACUCUUGCCGACAAUUUAAAAAAAGCCCAAGAAGAUUUAACCAACACCCAACGGCAAUUAGCCAACGAGCAACAGGCCAAAAAAGAUGUGGGGAGAGAACGGGAUACUUAUCGCACCAACUAUGUUGACGAACAAGCCGCCCACAAAGCCACUAGCGAGCAAUUAACCAGCGAGCAAAAACAACACGCCCAAACCAAAGAGCAUUUAAUUAACGCCCAAAAGGAACCAACCGCCAAGCAAUUGACCGAGAAAACUACCCAAGUUGAUAAUCUAAAUAAAGAAAAAGAGAAACUCCAAGACAAUUUAAAAAAGGCUGAAACAAAAAUAUUUUUAGCGAAUUUUGAGGCCCUAGAAGACCAAAAUAAAGAUCUUCAAGAAUACGUAUCCAUUACUCGUGCCUUGGAAGACAACCGAGAGGAACGGGUUGAUGAAUUGUUAAGCCACUCCCAAAAACGAAGUAAAAAAUAUAAAGAUAAAUCUGCCCUUUUCAAAUUCCUGGCGACCCGCUUCAUCAGAAAAAUUAAAGAGUUAAAAUUAGCAAAAGAAAGCUUGGAGCAAAAGUUAGACCAAGCCAAAAACCAGACCGACAAGGAUAAAUCUACCAUUGGCGAUUUAAAAAAGGCUAAUCUUAUUAAACAGAAAAAAAUUCAGAAAUACCAGAGAGUAUUAGGAAAUAAGAAAACUGAAUUAGAAAAGAAAAUAAAUGGUUUGGAGAAAGCAAACGCCGAUUUGGCAGAAAACCGAGAAGCCGCAGCCGAAGAGAUAAAAAUAUUGGAGUAUUUGCUACAAUUGGCCGAACAGAACAGAGGCAAAGACCAGGAUAAGGUAAAAGAAUUGAAAGACCAACUUUCAGAAUUAAAAACUGCUCUAAACGAACGACCAACGGCCGAACAGUUAGCCAUCCUCCAAACAAAAUAUCAGAAAAUUGUUGACAAAUUACAAGAAGUAAAUGAGAAAUUAAAAGAAGUCAACAGGAAUAAUUCUGCGGCCUCAGAGGAAAACAAAGAAUUAAUCAAAAACCUCGCCCGGCGGGAAAGAUUAAAUGAAAGACAAAACGCAACCAUAACGGAAUUGAAAAAUCAAUUAAAAGAGGUUAAAAAAGAAGCAACGAAAUCCGUCCAGGAAAUUAACAAAAUAGAAGCCAAAUUAGUAGCGGCUAAUAAAUUAUCCGAACAAGACAAAAAAACGAUCCAAGAAUUAAGAGAUAAGUAUAAUAAAUCAGAAGCCGAAGUGCAAAAGUCUGAAAGAGAAUACAAAAAUGAAUUAGCGAAAUUGAAACAACAAUUAGAGCAAGAAAAGAAAAACCGCGAUGCUACUGAAAAAAUAAUGAAAGACCGAGCCCAGGAUAAUGAUAAUUUACAGCAGCAAGUUUAUGAACUAGAAAGAAAGAACCGUAAAUCACAAAUCCAAACAAAUGCCAAAGAGAAAGAAUUGAGAGAAUUAGAACGGGCAGCAGAAUUGUUAUUGGAGGCUUUUCGGGCUGCCGAAGACCAGGCCAGGGAGGACAAAGACACUAUUAAGGAUUUAGAAAAUCAAAUAGCAAUUUUAGAAGCGUUUAAAGAAGCACAUAAAUCCAAACACGAUGAGCCGAAAAAAAGGAGAAUUAGUGAUGUUGAUGACCCAGCAAGAUUAAAAAGGAUAAUACAAGAAAUUGAGGUUUUAAACUCUCGUUUAAGUCAGGUUCAACGAAGAUUAGAAAAAGAGGAGCGAAAAAGUGCUUAUCAAAACCAGGAAUUAAAUAGCAAACGCCAAAAAUUAAAUCAGGCUUAUCAAAACGGGCAGCAAUUAACUCAGGCUCAAAAUACUAUCCAGCAGGCUCGAAUUCAUCUAGGGGUGAGCAAUUUAAAUAAUUUGCCAAAUAUGCCGCAAAAUAGGUCAUUAAGGCAAUUGAUUGCUGAUUUUAAUACUAGCCAAAAUGGCUGGCAUACUGAGAAAAGUCGGGCAGAUGCGGAAAAAUUGCGAGCCGAUAAUUAUGAAAGAGAUAUUUUGCAGGAAGAUAAUUAUCAGCAAGAACGAGACAAUUUACAAAAUAAAUUAGAUACUCACCAGCAGUGGUGUCAACAAAUUAAUUGCCAAGAACCAUGUUGCUUGGGUGAUUAUGAGCGAUUACAAAAGAAAUUAGCCAGACAGGAGAAAGAUAUUUUAGAGAAAAUUAAUAAUUCAUUAGAAUUAGGAAUAGAAGUUGAAGAAUUAACCAUUCAAAAAAUAAUUAGCCGAAUUGGGGAAUUAAUUAGAGGCCCAAAAACAACCAAUCAGCAAUUGCAAAAAGAGUUAGACCAGGCCCAAAAAGUUAUUAGAUUAUUACAAAAAGACAAGAAAGACCCUGAUUUUUCGGCUAUUCAACAAAAAGAAUAUCAAAAAAUACUCGCUUGGGCGAAAAAUGAGACCUAUCAGACUUGCGAGAAGUUAGACCUUAAUAUCCCGGUCGCAGCAAGAGAAAAAAUCAACCAAGCGACUACUUUGGUUGCCGUGGCCCGAGAAAGAAAUAAUCUAAUCCAAGCCAGAUUUGGAGAAAAUGUUGCUGAAUUAAAAAGAGUGGUUCGGCAAAAAGAAAAAAUGAGCCAAGAACAAAUCCAAGAAAGAUGA
Molecule: messenger RNA, 4197 nt
Organism: Racocetra fulgida
Lineage: Eukaryota; Fungi; Glomeromycota; Glomeromycetes; Diversisporales; Gigasporaceae
Source: the annotation of a GenBank genome assembly